CACCGGGGCACAUUCGUCCCGCAGCUGGGAAAGGAGGCGUACCUACGCAACCGUUACGCAAGCUUUGCCAGACCGAGAAUUCCUGCAGACAAGAUGUCGCUCGCCACCAACAAAGCCGUGCUGGAUAGGUACCUGCGACUGCCGAUCCAGGAUAACACCACCCAGUGCAUGUACGUAUGGGUGGACGGCACUGGUGAGCACCUGCGAGCCAAGACCAAGACCGUCGGGUUUAUUCCCAAGAGUCCUUCAGAACUGCCGAUCUGGAACUUCGACGGCUCGUCGACGGGCCAGGCUGAGGGCAGCAACUCUGACGUGUACCUGUACCCGGUGGCGCUGUACCAGGACCCGUUCCGGCUCGGCGCCAACAAGCUGGUGCUCUGCGAGACGUACAAACACAACCGGAAGCCGGCAGACACCAACUUCCGCCACACGUGCAAGGAGGUGAUGGAUCAGGCGACCAGCCAGCACCCGUGGUUCGGCAUGGAGCAGGAGUACACGCUGCUCGACAGUGACCAGCACCCGUUCGGCUGGCCCAAGAACGGCUUCCCGGGACCGCAGGGGCCUUACUACUGCGGCGUCGGCGCCUCCAAGGUGUACGGCCGGGACGUGGUGGAGAGCCACUACCGCGCCUGCCUCUACUCGGGCGUCAUGAUCGCCGGCACCAACGCCGAGGUCAUGCCCUCCCAGUGGGAGUUCCAGGUGGGCCCGGCCGAGGGCAUCCGGAUGGGCGACGAUCUGUGGAUGGGACGUUUCCUGCUGCACCGCGUGGCUGAGGACUUCGGCAUCAGCGUCUCGCUCGAUCCCAAGCCCAUUCCAGGAGACUGGAACGGCGCCGGCUGCCACACCAACUUCAGCACGCUCGCCAUGCGCGAGAAGGGCGGCAUCACCCACAUUGAGAAGGCGAUCGACCUGCUGAGCAAGAACCACAAGAUGCACAUCAAGAUGUACGAUCCCAAUGAGGGGCGUGACAACGAGCGGCGGCUGACCGGGCGGCACGAGACGUCCAGCAUCCACGACUUCUCCGCCGGCGUGGCGAACCGCGGCGCCAGCAUCCGUAUCCCGCGCCAGGUAGCUGAGGAGGGCGAGGGCUAUCUGGAGGACCGGCGACCCAGCUCCAACUGCGACCCGUACCGGGUCACAGAGGCCAUCGUGCGCACCAUCUGCCUGUAGCGGUGCGCCGCCGCGCCCCGUCCCGCUCAGUUCCGUUCCGUUCAUGUGCGCGCGCCGCGGUCAUUCGGCUGGCGCGCGAGCCUGACCGCCUCGUCUCGGUGCGAAAGCCUCGGCUUAAUUUUAAAAGCAUUCCAGCAGGACUGUUGUUCAUGGAUAUCAUUUUAAAUGCCUCAAUCUGUGGCGUGAAAUAAUGAGGGCUUAUUGUGUGGGUCCAAACGAGAAGCGUAUCAACUAUGUGCGAGAGUGUUUGUACAAUUUGUAUCGUCUCGUGCCGACGUGCGGAGGAGUACGGUAUUUCGGUGACUUGUUUUCUUCCUCCUCUUUUUUAAAUGGUGCCGUUUUAUCCGGCCGCCGUUUUAUCGGGCGUGUCUGAUCAGCUGUUUUGGCUGUCGGGUGCACAUUCUCGAUGUUUAAUGGACCCUGUAUCAGGAUCGCUUCCCCCGGCGAUGCAGAUUGUAGUUUUAUGGGCGAAAACAGCUCGCAAAACAUGCAAUUGGUUUCAAUGUUAAUACACAUCAAGGCAUAAAGCCUUGUUUUUAGAACUGGCUCAAUUGAAAUGAAAUGUCUUGGCGCGAACGUGCACCAGCGUACUGUAAUACAGUCAUGCCAGCCAGC
Pollicipes pollicipes is the source of this 1785-nucleotide messenger RNA. Its product is annotated as glutamine synthetase. The record is from RefSeq and is a predicted model, not a curated record. Gene Ontology annotation, cellular component: cytoplasm. The coding region runs from base 94 to 1170 and encodes 358 amino acids. Lineage: Eukaryota; Metazoa; Arthropoda; Thecostraca; Pollicipedomorpha; Pollicipedidae. The transcript has 8 exons. Gene Ontology annotation, molecular function: glutamine synthetase activity.